AUGACGCAUGGCUCAGACCAACAUAAUGGGCUGAAGCAGGAGGAAUCGAUAGCAGCAGAAACAGCAUCAGUAGCAGCAGCACAAGCAGAACCAGCAAACACAGCGGGAGCAGUAGCAGCUGCAGACACAGCAGGAGAAGCUGCAGACGCAACGGAAGCAGCAGCAGAUGUAACGAGAGCAGCGCCAGCCACAGCGAAAGCAAAAGAGAGACGCAGGAGCAGACGCAACGGAAGCACCAGCAGAUGCAACGAAAGCAGCGCCAGCCACAGCAAAAGCAAAACAAAGACGCAGGAGCAGACGAGAGCAGCAGCAGCCAACAGACCACCAAAGACCAGCAAGUCUGAUGCUAUCAACAUGACUAGCAAGUCUGAGGCUCUCAACAUGACUAGCAAGUCUGAUGCUCUCAACAUUACUAGCAAGUCUGAGGCUCUCAACAUCACUAGCAAGUCUGAGGCUCUCAACACCACUAGCAAGUCUGAUACUCUUAACACCGAAUAA
Procambarus clarkii (red swamp crayfish) is the source of this 498-nucleotide messenger RNA. RefSeq names its product mucin-21-like. The record is from RefSeq and is a predicted model, not a curated record. NCBI's taxonomy places the organism in Eukaryota, Metazoa, Arthropoda, Malacostraca, Decapoda, Cambaridae.